AUUAUUGUAUGUUCACAGGCUACAGAUACGCUUUGGCAGGAUCACUCUAAUCAUGGACGCCAUCAGAGGCCUGAGGAGGGAGAGGAGGAGCCGGUGGGGGACACCUGGAGAGAAAUCUGGAGGGAUGGUGGACGCUCUUACGACCGUGCGAAUAGAGAACUUGCACAGGAUUUAUCUGAUCAGUUUGCCAGCUUGGAAGCUCAGUCCUCAAUGUCCUUCCAGGAAUGUCUACAGCUCAUGGAAGACACCUUCCCUUUUGGAGAGGAGAUAGAGCUGUCAGACCCAGUUGGCAUAGAUCUGAGGGAAACCAGCGGAGACGACCCAACCCCUGUCCGAGAGCUUCUUCUGUCCCCCCUGCUGUCCCAUGAGGAUCCCUCUCUGGACUUGGAGCAGCAGUGGCAUGAUAUUCUCGCCAUCAUGGAGCCAGAAGAUAUGGACCUUGGCAGAGAUGUAAUGCAAUCUGGAUCUAUUCAGAGUUCCAGCUUGAUGGACCCUGUUCACCAGGAUGUCAGCCUUCAUCAGGCAAUCCUGCCCGGAAGCAGCCAAGAUAGUUACCCCUUCAACCCCAGCUUCGGGGACAGUGUUCCCCUGGAGGCCCCACUCCAGCCAGCCCUGCUUAGUCAGUCCUCCAGCAGACCUGACUUUGACCUUAACUUGACCUUUGGCCCAUCUGACCUGACAGAUACCGCCCUUCCUUUGGCACUCAAUGGCACAGUUGGCAACCACAUGCCUUCCAUUCAGUCAAGUCUCUUUCUGGAGGAACCAGUCCUGCCUAACCCACUCGGCUCCCUCUUGGAUGAUGCCUUGCUGGAUGAGAUUAGCUUCCUGGACCUGGCUCUGGAGGAAGGAUUCAACCCAACACAGGCCUCCCAACUUGAGGAGGAGCUAGACUCGGACUCUGGACUUUCUCUGAACUUCAGCCACAGCCCUGCAUCCCCUAGCAGUUCGGAGGCAUCCUAUUCAUCUUCUUCGUCCUCUUCAUCAUCUGACUCUUCUGUGUUUUCUGACGAAGGGGCUGUGGGCUACAGCUCUGACAUGGAGGCUAUUGUGGAGCGAGAGGAGGGUGCCGUGGGAGGCUACUUCCCAGAAGUCAGCAAGAUGUGCAGCACAAGCUACCAGAAGCCUGGGCGUUUCAACAACCUCCCUUGGCUGGAACAAGUGGGCCACGACCAUACCUACAACCAGCCUAGGGCCACCUCUCCCACGCAGGGAAAAUCCCUCAAGCUACCAAAGUCGCGUUAUAGCAAACCCUAUGAGCAUGACAUUUCAGACAAGCUUUGGGGCCGUGAUGAGCGCCGGGCUCGCACCAUGAAGAUCCCCUUUUCCAACGAUCUCAUCGUCAACCUGCCCGUGGAGGAUUUCAACGAACUUCUGACCAAGCAUCAUCUCAGUGAGGCCCAGCUCAACCUGAUCCGUGACAUUCGCAGGCGGGGCAAAAACAAGAUGGCCGCUCAGAACUGCCGCCGACGCAAGCUCGAUGUCCUGUUUGGGCUCGAGGAGGGAGUAGAAGGAUUAUGCCGCCACAAGGCCCGCCUGUUGAAGGAAAAGGCAGAGAACCUUCGCUCCGUCCGGGAAAUGAAGCAGCGGCUCAGUAGUCUGUACCAGGAGGUUUUUUCCCGUCUGCGGGAUGAGCAAGGAAGACCCUUGCCUACCACUGACUACACCCUCCAAUUUGGCAAUGAUGGACAGGUCCUGCUUGCGACACGGAACGGUUCAGUCAGUGAGCAAAACCGCAAGCCCCACAAGAAACAGAAGGACAGAAAAAAGUGAAAAGAUUAGUUGGGUGUCUAGUUUGGUGUAGGACUCAAGGAGUCGAUUGACAAGGGGAUGGUUGUAGAGAUUCAAGAAUGUCUCACAAGAAGAGGGAACUGAAAAGGAAAGAUGCAAGAGGAUGCAAAUGGUCUUCCUAAAUCGGUUUAAUCUGCUCUGAUAGUUUAUUUGCUGGAAAGGACAUGUAGCACAAAUAUGAUCAUGCAAGAAUCUUGUGAGCAUCUUGGAAAAACAAAGGGAAAACCUGUCUCAGGAGCAAAAUAACUGUUGGGAGGACCGUGUCAGCCUUCCAAAGAAAUACAGUACAUAAAAACACUAAGGUGACAAGGAGGAAGGGCUAGCCUAAGGCCUUUAGCCAAAAGACAUUCCCCACACCAGUACACCACCUACACCAGCCUGUACCAGGCAGGAUGGGUCCAUGGACUCAUGUUGCUUACGCCAAGUCCUGACUCUGCCAUGAGCAUGACGCAACAGGAACCGGGAUUCAGCAGACCAGGCAAUGUUUUUCCAGUCCUCAAUUGUCCAUUGUUGGUGAUGACAUGCCCACUGGAGCCGCUUCUUGUAUUUAGCUAAUAGGAGUGGAACCCGGUGUGGUCGUCUGCUGCAAUAGCCCA
Coregonus clupeaformis (lake whitefish) is the source of this 2384-nucleotide messenger RNA. RefSeq names its product endoplasmic reticulum membrane sensor NFE2L1-like. Bases 211 to 1770 code for a protein of 519 amino acids. NCBI's taxonomy places the organism in Eukaryota, Metazoa, Chordata, Actinopteri, Salmoniformes, Salmonidae. The record is from RefSeq and is a predicted model, not a curated record. Gene Ontology annotation, molecular function: DNA-binding transcription factor activity, RNA polymerase II-specific; RNA polymerase II cis-regulatory region sequence-specific DNA binding. The transcript is spliced from 4 exons. Gene Ontology annotation, biological process: regulation of transcription by RNA polymerase II. Gene Ontology annotation, cellular component: nucleus.